This is a messenger RNA of Athene cunicularia (burrowing owl), 1479 nucleotides long. RefSeq names its product testis development related protein (gene TDRP). Bases 35 to 577 code for a protein of 180 amino acids. Gene Ontology annotation, cellular component: cytosol; nucleus. The transcript is spliced from 3 exons. The record is from RefSeq and is a predicted model, not a curated record. Gene Ontology annotation, biological process: spermatogenesis. NCBI's taxonomy places the organism in Eukaryota, Metazoa, Chordata, Aves, Strigiformes, Strigidae.
UGUGUCACUGCUAAUUGUCAAACGAAAACUGACUAUGGGCCUUUUUUAUUUUUAUCCUUUUUUUGAGAAUAAAGACCAGUUUCUUCAUGAUGAAGUUUCAUCUUCAGUGUCACAACUUGCAACAAAGGUUCAAGGUGCAAGUUUUCGGGGUUGGAAGGAAGUGACGUCUAUGUUCAAUAAAGAUGAUGAACAGCAAUUGCUAGCAGGAUGCAAGUCUCCAAAAUCCAAAGGAACAAACCUAAAGCUAAAGGAAGAGAUGAAGUCUGAAAAGAAGCCAGGUUUUUGGGACAGUUUGGUGAUAAAGCAGAAUGUCCAGUCUAGGAAACCAGAUGAGAUUGAGGGAUGGGAACCGCCGCAGAUUACUGCUGCUGACUCUACCAGUGAUGCAGCAACUACUUUAAGUGACUAUACAGCCUGGUCAGGCUGGGAAGAUGAAACCAAAGGCUCCACAAAAUAUACAAACCUGGCCAGCUCAGGAAACAGUUCCAGGUGGAGUAUCAAAUCAGCUGGAAAGCUGGUUAGUAUUAGACGUCAAAGCAAAGGUAACCUUACUGACAACUGGGAAGAACUAGAAUGAUAUUGUUAAGGUGAAAUACUUUAUAUAUAAGAAGAGAAAGGUUCCAUGAUUUACUCGUAUGUUUAAACCAAAAUCAAAUCUGCUCAAUAUUGCACCUUUAUACAGUACUUUGUUUUAUUCAGAUUGUUACAAAUUUUUGCUCACCUGAUAGUAGAUUUUCUUAUUACAUUGUUAAAUAGCUAUGUUUUCCACACUGAAAAAAAAGUAGAGAAUCUAUUUUGUGCCUAUAUUUCACAUUCAGACUCUGCAGUGUGUUGGAUUGUUGGUUUUACCAAAAAAAUGUAAUUCCUUAGUGAAUGUAUACACUGGUUGUAAAUUUGACUGCCUUAUGUAAGAACUUCCACUAGCUUGAGGUCCAUUUGUUUUGUUGGGGUUUUUUUUCUGGUAUUUGAGGGCGACUCAAAAUUUUAGUUUUGAUGCUGUCCCUUUUUAACUAAGAAUACUGAUCUGUUGCUUGCAGGGAGAAUGCUUAUACUUAGACUGUUUUCCAAAUCUUCAGCCUCAGCAUAUGCUUCAGCUUGUGCACCGAAGAUGCUCACCUGUCACAAUGUGCUAUACUGUGUAUGAAAUGGGAAAAUAAUAUUCUAAUGUAAUUCCUUCCAUCACAGGAUAUUCACCAAUAGUCAGGUCAAAUGGGUCUUCCAGAGGUUUGGUUUGUUGGUUUUUUUUGUUGUUUGUUUUUUUUUUUUUUUAUAUUGUAUGUUGUUUGACAAAACUAAGCUGCUCAGUUUUUAAGUUUUAAUGCCAAAAAUAAAAAUCAUUGAAAAUUUGGAAAGCAGCAGUGAGUAGAGUAUAAGAACAUCUUGAUAAUCAGUAUCUGUAGUUCUGAAUCUAGGGAUAAAUUGCCUCUUAUGGAAGUGUAUAUGUUCUCAUUUUUACAGUAGCUGAUCCUUAUUCUACAA